Molecule: messenger RNA, 2104 nt
Organism: Tribolium castaneum (red flour beetle)
Lineage: Eukaryota; Metazoa; Arthropoda; Insecta; Coleoptera; Tenebrionidae
Gene: Hrs
Product: Hepatocyte growth factor regulated tyrosine kinase substrate
Exons: 5
Coding region: 154-2037 (627 amino acids)
Biological process (GO): endocytic recycling; receptor internalization
Cellular component (GO): early endosome
Molecular function (GO): metal ion binding; ubiquitin binding; phosphatidylinositol binding
Source: RefSeq, a predicted model, not a curated record
GACAAGUUGUCAAAAUCAGCUGUUUGUGAAAGAAAUGUCAUUGAUGAUUCACUGUUCGUUAUCGACAAAACUUUAAGUGUUAAUAAUAGAAUAAAUACAUCAAAUUAAUCGAUUUCGUUGUUAUUUGUGGAAACUUCAGUGUAAAGUGUGAAGAUGUUCCGUACUACAGGCAAUUUCGACAAGCUUUUGGACAAAGCUACAAGCAAUUUGUUGAUGGAACCAGAUUGGCCAUCGAUUCUUCAACUUUGCGAUUUAAUACGUCAGAAUGAUGUACAACCCAAACAUGCCCUAAAUGCCGUGAAGAAGAAAUUGUUUUCUCCAAAUCAACACACUGCGAUGUAUGCUCUUUUGGUUCUUGAAAGCAUGGUGAAAAAUUGCGGUUAUCCUUUACAUGACGAGCUCACCACACGUCCCUUCUGCGACACCCUCUACGACCUCGCCAAAACCACCCCUCACGAAACCGUCCGCCAAAAGCUCUUCGAACUGAUCCAAGCCUGGAAUUUCGCAUUUCGUAAAAGCCCCAAACACGGUGCUCUCAAAGACACCAUGAUGAUGAUGAAAAACGAUGGUUUCAAAUUUCCGACGUUCCGCGAAUCCGACGCAAUGUUUAGUGCUGAUUCCGCUCCCGAAUGGGCCGACGGUGAUGUGUGCCACCGUUGCAGGACCGCAUUUAGUUUGAUUCAGCGCAAACACCAUUGCAGGGCUUGCGGACAAGUUUUUUGCAAUCAGUGCAGUCAGAAAACCACCACUUUGCCAAAAUAUGGCAUUGAGAAGGAGGUGAGAGUUUGCGACGCGUGCUAUGAUUUAGCAACGAAACCUAGUAGCGGAAAGGCUGAUAAGCAGGAGAGUGAGUUGCCUCCGGAGUAUGUGAAUAGUUCGCUGGCUCAGCAGAGUCAAACGCCUCCGAGGAAAAGUGAUGAGGAGUUGAGGGAGGAGGAGGAGUUGCAGUUGGCUUUGGCGAUUAGCCAGUCAGAGGCUGAGGCCAAGGAGAAGGAGAAGUUUAAAAUGGUUAACACUUAUAAAGCUCCUGUCGAACGCAGUCCAUCUCCUCAACCCGAGCAAGCAAACCCCGAACUUGCACGAUACUUAAAUCGCUCUUAUUGGGAAUCUCUGAACCAAAAUGAAGCAGCACCAGAAGCAAGAGCUGCUAGUCCAUCAGCCCCAGCUUCGGCCACAGCCCCAGCCACCGAAAUCACCAAACCAAAACACAAAGAAAACGGCGUUGUUGAUAACGACAUCGAAGAGUUCAUCAGCACUCUCAAAUCCCAAGUCGAGAUUUUCAUCAAUCGUAUGAAAAGCAACUCAAGUCGUGGCCGUUCCAUCGCUAACGAUACCAGCGUCCAAACAAUUUUCAUGAACAUCACAGCAAUGCAUUCGAAACUUCUACGCUACAUCCAACAACACGACGACAGCCGAUUGCACUACGAACGCCUCCAAGACAAACUUACCCAGGUCAAGGACGCCAGAGCCGCCCUUGACGACCUGAGGGAAGAACACCGUGAGAAAUUGCGACGCGAGGCGGAAGAAGCCGAACGCCAACGCCAACUGCAAAUGGCGCAUAAACUAGAAAUUAUGCGAAAGAAAAAACAGGAAUAUCUCCAAUACCAAAGACAGUUGGCGUUGCAGCGCAUCCAGGAACAAGAACGUGAAAUGCAAAUGAGACAAGAACACCAAAAACAGAGAUAUAUGAUGGGAUAUAUGGGCAGUAACCAAUUCCCCCCUCCACCGAACAGCGCCCCGCCUCAAUCCGCCCCCACUUACCACAAUUACCAAUACGGUCCGAUGGUACCGCCUCAAAACCCCCCUCCCCAGAUGGGAAUCCCCCCACCUCAAAUGCCGCAACCACAACCACAUUUCCAACCAAUGUAUGGCGUCCCACCCAUCGCCAACCAACCAAUGAUGAAUCCUAUGCCAAUGCAAGCUCCGCCCCCGAAUCAGGGAAUGCCGCCUCCGGGGUUCCAACCCCCGCAACAACAGCAGCAACAAGAGCGUAAAAGCGAAACACGGACCGCUGAGUUGAUUAGUUUUGAUGAUUAAAUUUGUAUGGGGUUAUUUUUUUUUCAAUAAAUGUAUGGCUACAGCUAAAUAUAUGGUCUUUCCACUG